Messenger RNA from Saccostrea cuccullata (small rock oyster), 1860 nucleotides. RefSeq names its product substance-K receptor-like. Gene Ontology annotation, biological process: neuropeptide signaling pathway. Gene Ontology annotation, cellular component: plasma membrane; neuron projection. The record is from RefSeq and is a predicted model, not a curated record. The transcript has 3 exons. The coding region runs from base 449 to 1807 and encodes 452 amino acids. Gene Ontology annotation, molecular function: neuropeptide Y receptor activity; tachykinin receptor activity; neuropeptide binding. Lineage: Eukaryota; Metazoa; Mollusca; Bivalvia; Ostreida; Ostreidae.
AUUGACAGAACACCUCUGCUCCGAAGCUGGUAGUACCUUACAGCACGAACAAUGAGCAUAAUUAGUAUCGUUUACCCUCUGAUGGAUAAAUCACACAUUUAACUACGGGGAGGAAUUCCUGCAGAUGAGGAAAGCGUUCGCCUCCCCUCUCCUGCAGAUCCGGUGGUCUCGACUACCACAGAUAGCUGAAUCACGUCACGUGAUCGAUGGUUGCACUGGUCAGUGAUUAUAGCUUUGGGUUUAAAUGACAGCACUAAAUUUUUCAGUCGCUCCUACUGGCUUAUAUAUCUCUAGUAAUUGUUAAUCAGGAAUUAGAGGAAUAUCUAUUUCCCAGUAUUCACGAGAUUAAGUUUAUACUCUCCGGAGAAUCGUUCCAUACAGUCAAAGGCUUUAGUUAUGAGGAAUCGCGAAAACAGAAAGGUGUAAUAUCUAGUGGGAUUUUAACUUAAUGGAAAUAUUUAAUACUUCAGAUAUGGAAUCAACUCCGAGUGCUAAUUUAUCAGAAGUUUCUUCUACAGUUAUUUCUCUGUCUUGUCAUGAAGGAAUUAUGAAUUUGACAAAAAUCUGUAACGAUUCUCGGAACGCGACUUUCUCUUCCAAAGGAGACGAAUUAUCAACAAGUGCUUUAAUAGGAUUAAUAUUCUUAUAUUCUAUCACAACUUUUCUCUCAUUGGCUGGAAAUAUUUUGGUGGUGCUAGUUUUCGUAAAAGGACGUAGAUCACGGACGGAUCUGAGGCUUUUUCUAAUCAACCUGGCAGUUUCUGAUUUGAUUAUGGCUGCUUUCUGUAUGCCGUUCACCUUUGCAGACAGCAUUAUGGGGUAUUGGGUAUUUACAGCACCCCUGUGUCCAAUUGUGUUAUUUUUUCAAAUUUUUUCCGUUUGUGGAAGUGUUUUUACGAACGUAGCUAUAGGAAUUGAUAGGUUUAUGGCCGUUUCGUUUCCAUUGCAUUCCAGAAUUACAUACAGACGUGGAAAAUAUGUAAUUGCAUUAGUUUGGGUAUGCGCGUUUUCACUUUCGGUCGUGCAACUUUUUGUAGGUCGGUCAACGGUCUACAAUGGGCGAGUGAUAUGUAAUGAGGAUUGGCCCAACCCCGAAUCCCGGCCACUGUACACUUUGUUUAUUAUGAUUCUGACAUAUAUGUUACCCCUCAUUAUUCUUCUGUUGACUUACUCUAUAGUUGGAAUAAUGCUUUGGAAGAGGACAGCCCCUGGAAAUAAACAUUAUGAAAGAGAUAGACACCAACUUCGAUCAAAAAUAAAGGUUGUGAAAAUGUUAGUCAUAGUGGUUGUGAUGUUUGGGAUCUGCUGGUUGCCCAUCCAUCUGUUUAGUCUACUGGGGGACUUCACCUCGGUUCUACACGAAGUGCAUCACCAACAUAAACUGGGCAUUUUUCUCGGUGCACAUUGGUUGGCCAUGAGUAACAGUUUUGCCAAUCCAGUAAUUUAUGGAUUCACCAACGAAACAUUCAGGGCAGAUCUAGUAGUCCUGUUACACAACUGGUUUCCAUGGAGUCACUGUCUACGUGACCUUAUGACCCGAACAUACAGUCUUUCAACAUAUGACAGCGUCAUCUACCGGCGAACCACGAUGCUUCAAAGACAGACAUCUUUAAAUAAUAAUUUGUCCUCCACAAAAUCACUUAAAGUAGCAGCUGCAAACGGAAGUUCGCGUCCAAUGAGAAAACUUCACAGAGUCGGAACAGAAGUGCGAAUGAAUAAGUCCCAUAUUCCUGUCAGAAAGUUUAGUUCAAUACAAUACAUUCACAAGAAUCCCGACAAACCUGACGAUGACCGCUCCGGAUCCUGACAUUUUAUUGGUAGAACUUUUUUUGUGAAUGAAAUAUAAAUCCUUUACAAGUU